AUGAAGGACAUCAGGGGUCUCAAAGGGAACGGCCCGUUCCUCGCCGAGCAUAUGUGGCGCAUUUACAACGGCUUCCAGACCUCCAGCCUGCCGGACGAUUCGUCUUACGCGGACACAGGGAGCGGCGCCCGGAGCUUCUUAUUGGUUUGGGCUGAUCUACCACAGAGGUUUGGCAUCAAUGCAACUUCCCAGAGCGCGUGCGGCACUUUCAACAGGUAUCUCCAGCGAUUCAUUGGGGAGCUCGAAGACAUGCUGAUUCGGCGCACCGCCAGGGCGCAGUCGGAGGAAGGGAGACACUGGUACACCGUCCUCCAGUCUGAGCUGUUGUCGGCCCCAGAGGCCGUCCAGUUCCUGUGCUGCGAGGGGAUCAAGAUCCUCCGCUUCUUGGUCACGCGAGACCCAAGGUACCUCAGGAGCAGCGCGGCCCCGCCGGACGACGUCGCCGAAAACGGGGCGAGCGAGCAGGAGGAUUAG
Messenger RNA from Prorocentrum cordatum, 474 nucleotides. The record is from the annotation of a GenBank genome assembly. Lineage: Eukaryota; Dinophyceae; Prorocentrales; Prorocentraceae.